AUGAGCUUUUUCGACCCGCUGGGUUAUCUCUCCCCGUUUACGAUCCACGGGAGGAUUAUCGUCCAGCACCUAUGGCGCAGUGGUUGUGACUGGGAUGAAACGAUCAAUGACGAAUGCUGGGACAUGUGGAAGCGCUGGAUUUCUGUACUGCCAGAAGUGGAGAACAUCCGUAUACCACGCUGCUACCUCGGAGACGCCUUAUCGUCAGCCGUGGAAUCGAUCGAGAUCCAUAUCUUUUCGGAUGCCAGCGAACACGCCUACGGCUGUGUAGCGUAUUUGCGAAUGGUCAUUAAUGGCGUUACCCGGUGUACUCUGGCCAUGUCUUGGACAAAAGGGCACCAUUAA
Messenger RNA from Wyeomyia smithii (pitcher-plant mosquito), 345 nucleotides. RefSeq lists its product as uncharacterized. Bases 1 to 345 code for a protein of 114 amino acids. Lineage: Eukaryota; Metazoa; Arthropoda; Insecta; Diptera; Culicidae. The record is from RefSeq and is a predicted model, not a curated record. The transcript has a single exon.